Molecule: messenger RNA, 2073 nt
Organism: Grosmannia clavigera kw1407
Lineage: Eukaryota; Fungi; Ascomycota; Sordariomycetes; Ophiostomatales; Ophiostomataceae
Product: FAD-dependent oxidoreductase-like enzyme
Exons: 1
Coding region: 1-2073 (690 amino acids)
Source: RefSeq, a predicted model, not a curated record
AUGUCUUGUGGCGUGAACGGCUUUCUCCAGGCCGAAAUGGACGAAAGAGACCUGGCCAAAAGCACCGUCGAAGUGCCGUCAACACCACCUCCGGCCGACGUGAUCCUUACGUCGCAGGAGUCCAUCCUGUCAACAGAGGGGCCGGGCUCGCCCACGGACGAGGACCGUUGCUUCCGCGCCGAGCUCAUCGACGAGAGCAACGUCGUUGACUUGCCAGCCGUCAUCUCCCAGACUCCUCCUCCGUCUUCCCAAAUACAAAACCACCAUCAACAACGACUGCCCCAAUUGAUCCACACAGGCCAGAACGGCCAGUCCACAUCAGCGAGCGGCUACGUCAGCUCUUCGCAGCGCUCGGCUAUCCCAUCUCCCCCCGUCACAGGCCUGAACUCGGCAAGCAGAGACCGACGCGGAUCUGCUGCAUCCCCCUUCACCAUGGAGUAUGUGCCCCCUUCAACCUCUCAGAUCGCUGCCGCCUCGUCGGACGAGCUCCGGGCCAUGCUGCAGGCCAGCAUGGGCGAGCACACGCGGCUGAAGAUGGAGACGGCCCACCACAAGCUGCAGUUUAACCUGCUGAACCUGCAGGCUGACGAGGAUGCAAAGCGGGCUGCCGUUGAGCACGAGAUGACCCGGCGGGAGGUGGAGGCGCUGCGCCAGGCCGAGAGCGCCCGGCAGGCCCGUCGCGACCUGGGUGGCGCCAUCGAGUCGUCGCAGGCCAAAUACCUGCAGCUGAAAGCGGCGUACGACGAGCUGGUCGAGGAGAACGAGAGCCUACAGAAGCGGGUGAAGCUGGCCAAGCGCCUCAUCCAGCAGAAGGAGGAGGAGACAGUCAACCUGGGAGACGAGAAGGAGCUGCUGCUCAAUCGUCUGCGUGAGAACCGCGAGCACUUCCACCUGCUCUGCAGCCCUGGCGGCAUGUUCCAUGGUGCCAUGACUCCCAAGACCAACACGUCGCCUGUCCACACCCGCGGCACGCCGAACCAGACCCCACGAGCGAAGACGAACAAUGCAAACAGCGGCCGGUUGGCCAGGGACCACGGCGCCGAGCCGAUCGCGGCUCUGCUUCAGGCUCUGAGCCAGGAGAACAACAGUGCGCCCAACACGCCCAUCACCGGCCAUCGUCCGACGCCUCGCAACGUGGCAAGGCACCAGCGCAAUGUGCAGUCCAUGUCAUCGCUUCCCACUACACCGUUGGGGCCGUCAGGACGGCCGCGCACCGGCUACUCGGGGCUGCUGCCAUCGGCUGACCUUGUUCCCCAGACGGAACCGGCGACACUGCGCUUCAACGGACACUUUGGUGUGCCCAGCCUGAGCGCCAGUGUUGGUGCUAAAGCCAGCACCGGCCGCGAUCGCAACCCGCCCGAAACUCCGACACGCCAUCGUCACCGGCUCCCGGACUUGCAAGAGCGAGACCCGAGCCGUGAGAGCACCAUUUCGGCCGACGAGGAGGCCGGGAGUGGACAUGCCAACGAAGAGCUCGCAAGACAGGCAUUCGAACUAGUGGCCGCGCGAACUCAGGCCCACCAGCAGUCGUCGGCAUCCAGCUUUCCCCGUCUCUCGCAGCCGCGUGCCCAUGCGCAUGCGCACACACAGUCACAGCCGCAGUCUCUGUCGUUCUUCCACAGCCGGCCGGACGACGACGUGUUUGAGAGCCAGGCGAGUCAGGCGGCCUUGGCGAUGCUGCGGAGAGACGCGCGCGAGAGCUUCGAGGUGGCCAGCUCGGCAGACGACUUGCGUGACGGCACACCCGCGACGUCGCAGGGGCUCGCGGAGAAGUCGGCCAAGCUGCAGGCGAGGCUCUUUGGCGGGCUAAACAAGGUCGGCGCCACAUCUGUGGACAAGCGCAAGUUCAGCGGCGCCAUCGGCUCCGGUCAAGGCGGAGUCGGCAGUGCCGGUGGUGCAGGCAGCUUGGACGGUCACCAGUUGAGCCCGGCCAAGAAAGUCCGCGUGGUUCCGUCGCUACGGGAUACCGACGACAGCCAUCGGCGCCACCACCAUUACCAGCAGGAACAGCGACAACAGGAGCAGCAACAACAACAGCUGCCACGUGUCGGCCUGGGCAUUCAGUACAACUAG